AUGGAUCAGCUUCCGACAAUAAAAAAUAUCAACUGUGUAACUGCCUGCAAACCAGAUGAAGCAGCACAUUCAGCUAUGAUAAAAGCGUUAAAGAAUAGUGGGUUUCUAAAGACACAAGCAGCUGAAAGAUCCAUGAGAGGUGUGGAUCUUAGCUGUUUUUUAGAUGAUAAACCAUAUGAAAAUCGGUCAAAAUUGGUUGAAAUUGGUCGCCAUCCUCCAGUUAGUGUUAUGUUCCCUGCUCCUUAUGUGCACGCAGUGAUUCUGGAUGCACUUAGCUUCGGCAUCAAGGGUGAUUCACAUGCCUUAGUUGUCGAGCUAGGUAUCGGAUACAUGACGGCUUGUACAGCAAUCAUGACAGGUAAAGAAGGUGUCACUGUAUCCGCUCAACCCACUGGUGAUUUAUUUGCAUGGGCUUCAUCGAAUGUCAAAAGCUGGUUAGAUUAUAGUAAAGCAACUUAUAAAUAUGGCUUAUACGUGGGGUAUCAAAUUAAAUUUGCAACCUAUUCCAGUCAGAAACCAGAGAUUUUAAGUGCAAAAUAUGAUGCUAUCUAUGUUCGUGCAAAGCAUGAAAGUGAUGUGAACAGGUGGCUAAGGAAUUUGAAAACAGGAGGUCGUAUGGUCUGCUUGGUAGGACUUAAUGAAGGCAAACAGAAAUUGUAUCAAUUGGUCCGGUUGUCCGAAAGUUCCGUACAAAAGAAGGUUUUGAUGACCUUCGAAGAUUUCAAACCAAUAGAUACUCAACCAAAAGAAGAAGAAGUUAUAAAACCGAGAAUAAAGAAGAGUGAAAGUCAUGAUUCAUGCACAUUCGCAUGUUUAAUUGAUAUGCAGAAGAUGUGA
This is a messenger RNA of Trichobilharzia regenti, 837 nucleotides long. NCBI's taxonomy places the organism in Eukaryota, Metazoa, Platyhelminthes, Trematoda, Strigeidida, Schistosomatidae. The record is from the annotation of a GenBank genome assembly.